Phasianus colchicus (ring-necked pheasant) is the source of this 7345-nucleotide messenger RNA. It is a transcript of the gene ARMH4, whose product is annotated as armadillo like helical domain containing 4. The record is from RefSeq and is a predicted model, not a curated record. Lineage: Eukaryota; Metazoa; Chordata; Aves; Galliformes; Phasianidae.
CCUCACUGGUGUUCAAGCCAUUGGUAGAAAUAAUCAUUCUGAGUACCUUGCAGAAAAGUUAUUGUCACAGUCACCACUGUGCCUAUCUGUAAGGAGAGAUGUGGAAGGCAGUGCUGGUGCCUUGAGGUGGCAGCUAAGGGUUGCCCUAGUGCAGAAGUGCCAACCUGUGCUCCUGCAGACUACAGGAUUACAGCUAAACCCUAGACGUGUUUCAAUGGCAUAGCAUUAUUUUUUUCUUGGAGAGAAAGUAAACAGUCUUGUGUGUCCCUACAUGUCUUUGUCUGUGUGCUCACUUUAAGCUUCCUUAAUCCCUAUAUACAGCUAGUUGUGUCACAUAAUGUUUUUUUUCUUUUUCCUUUCCCUCACAAAAGCAGUUGCAUCCUUAGGGCCAGCUGUAGGCAGAACAGGGCUGUGCUCUAUCCUUACGUCCCCUAGCUUGUACUGAUAGUGGUGGCUGCCACAACCCAGGUGCAGCACCUUGUGCAUGGCUUUGUUGAACCUCAAGAAGCAGGGAGAUUGAUGCUAGAACUUUGCUUAGGGUUAACUUGCUUUGGGGUGCUGUGUCAAUUACUUUUUCUAUUAUCAGCCUAAUUUCGUAGUGGAGUAUGUAGGACAGGGGGAAAAAUAUCCAAGUGCUACAGGGAAUUGACAGAUGGUUCAUAUUUUAGCUGAGACUCCAAUAUGCAUGGGGAUGGCUUCUUCAGCACUUUAUCUCUGGGAAAAUUGUGAUAUGCCUUGCACUUUGAUAUUAACUGCAUCGAUUUUGUUAAAGGGUAAGAAGAGCGAGGGCUGUACAGACAUUCAGUUAUGGACGUGAGCACUGGUACUGCUGGGCUGUAUUCCCAGAACAACUGCAACCAAUUCCAGCGACCUUGGGCAAGUCAGCAAAAGUGUGGUACUCCUCUGAAAAGUGACGGUGUAAAAAUGGUACUUUCCUACUCAGCAGAUCUGAUUGCUGUACACGCUCCAAGUCACAUCUGCUGACUACAGUGACAAAUGGAAGUUUUUAUGGCUUUCCCACUCUCUGAACACUGCAGAAUCAAGAGAGCUGGGAAAGCAGAAGCUGUGACUUCUGGUGGGACUAAUUGCUAUGAAUUACAUGGGCACUGCUUGGCCUCGUGCAGCUUUCCUGUUGCUGCUACUGGUGAGAAGCAAGGAAGAAGAACAGAAUCCAAGGAGGUUCCACUGAUUCUGUUUGGACUGCAGAUAGCAUUUUUGGGUUUGCAGUUUGAAGCAAAAAGAAAUCUGUUCAUCAGUGAUGAUCACAUUUCAGAAAAUCAUCAAAUCAUUAAGGUUGGAAAAGACCACUAAGAUCAUCUAGUCCAACUAUCAACCCACCACCACCAUUUCUAAUUGACCAUAAACCUCCCAUUCAUUCUUUAAAGUGAGCUACACUUGCUUCCCAGCCUGUAACAUGGGGAUGCUGUUGUCAGUUUCCCAUCAGCCCGAUUUAGACUCAUUGCUGCUCCAUUCCGGUGACUGCUGUUUAAUGGGAGGAGUAGGUACCUUUAAUACAGAUGCUACCAGGUGACAUAAAGGUGAAUUAUAAAGCAAAACUGCAGAGGGAGAUGUGCACUGAUUUACGUGCUGGAUGUCCCCAAUAUUCAAUUUGGGAAAGUCAUUCAGCAGAGAAAUUAGUGUUAACUAUUUUAAAAUUGCCUUCACCUUCUGUGCCAUGCCCUGACAUAAUUAAGGUGUCUGAUAUUGUCUCACCACUGAUGCCAGGUGCUGCACUAUAGGGUGCAGUAUUCCAAUGGUGGUGAGGCACUGGCACACGUUGCUUAGAGAGGUGGUGGGCUCCCCGUCCCUGCAAACACCCAAGGUCAGGCUGGAUGGGCUCUGAGCACCUGAUGGAGCUGUGGGUGUCCCUGUUCACUGUGGGGAGUGAGACCAGAGGGCCGUUAGGCGUUCCUUCCAACUCAGAUGGUUCAAUGAUUCAGUUAAUAAACCAUAUAAAUGAACAACAAAACAGUGCUCUCAGGAGAUUUCUGAGCUGAAUUCUGCCUGCUUCCCUGUGCCUCCUUCUAUCUGUUUUCAGUCUGCAGAUUUUUUGUUGAUAAUGCAGAAGCCUGUGAUUUUGGCAGGUUAUGCGGGGUAGAGAAACUUGCAGCGUAUGGGGGAUUUGCAAUAUCAGAUGGGGGAAAAAUACAGCUAUUUUGGUUACAGCGAUUAUCAGUGAAAUAUUUAACCUUGAGAGUAUACAGCCUGGAUUCAGUGUCAGUUACCCAGAGAAAUGAAAAGGGAAAGCGAAAACCUCUCCAAUACAUUAAGUGCUCUGCAAGCUUUAGAGCACAGCAGAGCAUCAGUUCCACGUGCUUUACAUUUUAAAAACUUUCCUGAGACCUUUAGAGAUUAGAAAUAACAAUGGAAGGGGCUGAAAACAGCACCUCUCAUUUGGAAUCAUGGCUUCAUAGCGAGGGUUGAACCGUGGAUGCUGAAGCCUCUGCCUGGAGCCUGGUGAAACCAUUGCUGACAGCACUGCGUCCUGGGAGGGGCAUCCGUGUGUGGGGACAGGAGCAGCCGGUGGUGAAUCAAUGGCUGAGCCACAAAAGCUCUGCUGCAUUUUAAAAUAAGCCCUCAUUGAUUUUGGUUAGCUGUAAGAUCUCACUACGCUUAUCCAAAGAUGGAACCUCUUUGUCUGAGCGUUCCCAUUGCUGGAAGACCCCUCAGCCAAAACAGAACGGGGGGUGAGGAUGGACCCAAGGGGAGUAUUGGGUUCUUAACUGGGGGGUGAAUAAUAUUUAACAUAGCCACAGGAAUGCAACCCUUUCUUCUUUUUUUUCUUCUCCUUCUCUCUCCCUUAUGAAAGAGAAGUAUCCUUUCUUUUUGCAUAUUGCCACAUUAUCUCUUUUUUUCUAUAAAGAUGGUGCAGCACUAGAAAUAUUGAUUCAUAAACAGAUACCCAGAUUGUACAAUUCACAGAUGUAAAACCAGAAGGGACUAUUCUGAUCAUUGCUGAUAGUUUCUUCCAUCAAGCCUGACGCUUUUGACACAGCACCCCACAACAUCCUUCUCUUCACAUUAGAAAGAUUCAGAUUUGAUGGGUGGACUGCUCCAUAGAUGAGGAACUGGUUGUGAGAUUGUACUCAGAGAGUGGUCGUCAAUGGCUCAGAGUCUGGACAGAGAUCAGCGAUGUGUGGUGCAUCUGAAGAGUCAGUGCUGGGACCAGUGCACUUUAAUACUUUAAUCAAUGACAUCAACAGUGAGAUAUAACCCUUAUAAUUCCCCAUUCCUGCAGGUAUACAAGGUCAGGUUGAAUGGGUUCUGAGAUCCUAAUGGAACUGUGGGUGUCCCCAUUUAUUGCACGGGAUUGGGACCAGAUGGCCUUAAGGGCCCCUUCCAGCUUAAAAGAUUCUAUUAUUCUAACUCUGGAGUUCUUUUUGAUUUCUUAAUGGGACAGCUGUCCUGACUACUGAUACAGGCAUUCUUUAUGCCAACUUAUGCAGCGUUUAGCAAGAUUGCCCUAAGAGAAAUCGCCCUGACCUAUGAAAAAUCCGUCCUUUAGAAGUGUGAAUAUUGGAUGCAGAAUGCCACCAAAAUGAAUUGGGCAGGUUCCAGCUUGGUUGAAAUCCAAUAGAAAGCACUGUAAGAAUAGGUAAGUGAAACACUAGAGUGAGUGUAACAAAGAAACCACUGAUGUUAUUUUCAGUAGCACAGCAAAGAGAAACAAACAAACCAAAACACUCCAAAAUCCCACAGAGAACAACAAAUUCUUCACGAGGAACAUCUCAGCUCUCCUUAAUCCCUUGUUUUAUGCAGAGAGUCAAGCAUUUAGCAGGUGCAAGCAGGUAAGAUCUCACUGCACUAUCUGCAAAACAGAGCCUUGUUUUAUUGACCAUUAUAAAUGGAAGUGCAGAGGAAUUUGCUCGUUGGCUUCAUGUGGUGGAACACAAUCAUAGCAAAACCUUUUGAGUUUCCUCAACCUCUCCUUUAUUAUUUCUUUAUUCCCUCUCUGUAAUUCCCCACCAUAUCUCUUCCCCCUCAGCCAAAAAAGAAGCACCUUAGGACUCUGCUCACCUGCCCCCUACUCAAUGAGAACCACCUGCACCUGCUGCUGUGCUGCUUUGAAAGAGCCACGGCCCAGCACAGCACAUAAAACCCUGGGAGAGCAGCUGGGACCUCAUGGUGCCCCAACUCCUGGUCAAAGGAGGAAGGCAGAAGAACUAGUAUUUUUUUCUUGCUGGUGGUCUUACUUUUUGGACUUGUCAGCCUUGUGGACUUCUAUGCACACCUCUUCAGCUAUGAGUAGCUCAAUAGGACUUAAUAUCUGUGUGGUCACUUGCUGCAUCCUGCUCUUAUCCUCUAGCCCACCAUGCCUUGCAUAUCCACUACUGGAGGAGAGGGACAUGACGAAGGCCCAGUACAGCUCAUGGGCAGGGAAUGGGGUAGAAGAUGAAAGGACAAGCAUACCGAAUUUAAUGAACAAGCUGAGCCCUUCUGAGCAAACGCUCUCUGAGGAGCCAUCUGGAGUGUCAGCAAAGCCGUCUAGGAUGCCCCUAAAUGAAGCUUUCACUUCUGAAAGAGAAAUGAGGCCUGUAAGCCCAAGCCGUACCUUUCUAGGCAGCCAGGGUCGGGAUGUCAGCACCACCGUGCCUGGGGCACUGGCUGCUGUAGAAGAGGAGGAGCUCAGUCCCACCAAGUCAGAACUGAAUGAAAAUGGAGAGUUCAAGGCCAUGCUGACUACAGCUGUGACCACCCUGAGCCCUCCUUUCCAGGAGGAAUCCAUCAGCGUGACCACCACAGAGGACUGUGAGGUGGGGCAGAGCUCUGCCAGCCUCCUGGCAAACCCUUUUUCUGUCACAGCUGCAGCAGAGGAGGAGAUAGCAGAGAGCAGCUUGUACCCCUCAGCUGCACCUCAGCCCCACAGUGAGCAGGUACCCAUGUCACAGCCCAGCACUCCCAGCCUGGAAAGGGUAAGUGACUACCUCAUCAUCCCAGUGGCACAGGUCCCAAGUGAGAGUUUUGAGGUGGGAAUGCCAGAAGCCAACACAGGCAGUGCUCCAAGGUUACUGGCUUCACAAGGAGCCACUGCUGCUGACCAUCCGCUUGUGACCACUGAGGCCUACCUUCAUUUGGGGGCAGACACAGCUGUGGGGCAAGAAGAGCAGCCCACUGUAGCAAGCACUGCCUCCAGCCUCCCUACUGAUUCCAUGCCCCCAGACUGGGAUGACACCAAGCUAGGGAGUACAAGUCAAAGGGAAAUCAUGCAGCAUGAGGAGGUGGGGGAGGACCAAGUGACAACAGAAACAUCCCAGAUCCCACUUCCAGAUAUGGAGGAAGAGGAUGAUGAUGUGACAAGAGUGUUGCCAUCCCCAGCAUCUGCUCCACCAACUCCAGGGCUUGUGAAGGAGAUCAACUGCACAGCCCCUGCAGCAGUGCAUGAGGAAGAUGUACUGAUUGCUUCCACAGCCAGCAGUGAUGUUGCCCUCACAGGGGACUUGCCAGAUGUAGACACAGGUGGUCUGAACUCUCUGGAAAACAUAAACAUGGUCACAGCAGAAGAGAAGAGCAUCCUUCCUUCACAGCCAGAGGCUUCUGUGAUGACAGACACAACACCUGAUGUCUCUUCUACUCUGGAGAGCUCACUGGAAGGCCUUACUCAGGAGGUGACAACUAUUGCCCAGGAGGUGGCUGCUGCUGCUCUGACAGCUGUGACGCUGCUGCCUGCUCCUGCCCAGGGCACAGGAGCUGCAAGCCUUCCCCAGGAAACCAGUGGGGAGGACACCCAGAUGCUGAGUGCCCCUGGUGCCACCCAGAUGCUGACAGCUGCAGGCACCUCCACAGUGAGAACUCCAGGUGUGGAAGAUCUCACAGAUGUGGUACUGGUCACUGGUGAGAAGGCUGUUCCAUCUCUGGGUGGAUUGCUGGCUACGCAGUCUGGGCAAACAGAGGAACCAUCCAGCAAAACAAUGGUCCUGGUGACUCCAGCAUCAGUGGCAUCAUCUGUCAGGAGAACAGCUCUUCCAGCUGUGAGGAAGAUCAGUACAGCUGUAACCUAUGGAUUGGAUCGGCUGGAGUCAGAAGAGGUCGAGGAAGAGGAAGAGGAUGAAGAGGAGGAGGAAGAAGAAGAGGAGGAAGAGGAAGAUGAAGAAGACAAAGAGAUGGAUUCUAUGGAUGAAAGCAUGGAGGGUGACACAGAGCUGCCAGGCUUUACACUUCCAGGCGAGACCUCCCAGGAGCCCAUAGGUGGCCUGGAGAACCCUGCAGCCCAGCUGGCCGGGGUGUCCUACCAGGUUCCUGAUACCAUUGAGUGGGAACAGCAGAACCAGGGUCUGGUGAGAAGCUGGAUGGAGAAGCUGAAAGAUAAGGAAGGAGACAUGUCUAGUUUCAACUUUGCUCAUAGCAGAGCAUCCUGGCCUGGGAUUCAGCCAGAACGAGCGUUGCAAGGACAGAGAAUGGUUUUCCCAACAAAGGCAGGAUACAUGUCAGGGAUGCUGGUUCCUGUAGGAGUCGGGAUAGCUGGAGCCCUCUUUAUCCUUGGAGCACUCUACAGCAUUAAGAUUAUGAAUCGCCGGAGGAGGAACGGCUCGAAGAGGCAUAAAAGAAAGCAGAGGGAAUUUAACAGCAUGCAAGACCGAGUAAUGCUCCUAGCCGACAGCUCUGAAGACGAAUUCUGAAUUGAACUGCAGUGCCCUUGUGAUAUCCAGUGACUUGUAAAAGGAGGGAGGGGAGGAAAAGAAGAGAAGGAAGGACUUUCUGCUGCAUCGCUGCUCUCAGCCACCCCAAACACUGAGCAGUGGUUGGUACCACCCCGUCGAACCAGCAUGCUAUGCUCUACGUGUACUGCGCAGUGAUGUUUGUUUUGAUACAGUAGUGAGAUUUCACAUUUGCACCCGGCGCCUCAUUCAGAUCCACAGCACAUCUUGUUGCAGCUGGAGCUGAUCUGUACGGAUGAUUAUUUUCCUAUUAUCCUGGUGUACUAUUUCAGACCUGGCUGGCAGUAAUCUAAUCAUAACAAUAGCUCUCACCUAAGCCGGGAAUGGAAAUCUUUACUGUGAAUGACUUCUGUCCAAUUUGUUAAUUUUAAAUGUUAACAUUACCUGAGCUAGAGUUCAUUAGUGCUGAGAUUAGCUGCUCUGCUUAAUUAAUGAAUUACCCACUUGAACUGUAUCCCUCAUCACCUGAGAAGUGCCCAAGUACAGUGUUGUUGAUACGGUUUGAAGCACAUUUCUACGCUCUUUUCCCCAAUUCCCACCCCUUCUUUUACAACCUCUGCCUUUAGCUCUGCUCCACGCUUCUUGGAAACACAUGGGAAUGGCCUCAACUCUUGAUUCAUGACAAAAAUUUUAGUCCAUUUUCUACCAGCACUGUCUGUUACAGCACAAUAAAUACCAGCGCUCACGUA